UUUUCAGUCCACACACUCACCUCGCCUUACGCCAUUCGUACAUUCAGUCAAACUAACCAAACUCCGAUUACUAUGGUCUCACCGAAACCGAACCCGGUUCCAGCUCCGGCCACGGCUCCGGCCAUAGAUCCAAACAGCGGCUUCUGUUCGGAGACCAGAACCUACCACAGUCUCAGACCGAAUAUAUCUCUCCCACCCGAAAUGACGCCGCUUUCUGUCGUCGAUUACCUCUUCUCCCACCUCCACUCCUCGCCUCCGCCUCCUUCCACUCCCGCUCUCGUCGACGCCGCCACCCACCGCUGUAUUCUCUACCCCGAUUUCACUCAACGAGUCCGCACCUUAGCCUCCUCCAUCCAAACUCGUCUCGGGAUCUCCACCGGAGAUGCCGCCUUCGUUCUCUCCCCCAACUCGCUCCAUAUUCCGAUUCUCUACUACUCGUUGCUCUCUCUCGGCGUCGUUGUUUCCCCUGCCAAUCCGGCCAGCACGACGGCUGAGAUUUCCCGCCUAAUUCAGCUAUGCAAACCGAUCGUCGCCUUCGCUACCACAGAAUCCGCAGAGAAGCUUCCCUCCCUCCGAUACGGCACCGUAUUGCUCGACUCGGACGAAUUCGAGUCCAUGAUGACGACGACCGAAGUAGGUGAGUUUGGCCGAGUUGAGGUGAACCAGUCUGAUACUGCUACGAUUCUUUACUCGUCGGGGACCACGGGAUUAGUCAAAGGAGUGGAGUUGACUCACCGUAAUUGGAUAUCGGUACUAGCCGGAGCAUUCGCGGUUCGGCGGGCUAGAACAUCACCGGCGGUUGGGUUGUGUGCGGUUCCUUUCUUUCACGUGUACGGGUUCGGUUACUGUGUGAGGACGAUUGGACUGGGUGACACGUUGGUGACAAUGGGGAAGGGAAGGUUUGAUCUGAACCGCAUGUUGAGAACGAUCGAAGAGCUGAGAGUCACCCAAGUAGCGUUAGCUCCACCGGCGGUUGCAGCGGUUGUGAAUCGUGCGAUUUCAAGGGACGGCUAUGGUUUGAGCUCUCUUGAAGCCAUUGCUUGCGGCGGUGCUCCGCUGCCUAGGAGUAUAAUUGUUCAGUUGAGAACACUGUUGCCCAACGUGCAAUUGUUACAGGGAUAUGGGCUCACAGAGUCAACAGGGCGAGUGUUUGCAGCAGUGGGAUUGAAAGAAAGCAGAGUGGAAGGAUCUACGGGAAAACUUGUGUCGAAUUUCAUAGCCAAGAUUGUGGACCCUGAAAAUGGAGCUGCCAUUGGUUUACCUCCAUUAACACCUGGGGAGCUUUGGCUUAAAGGGCCAUUUGUAAUGAAGGGUUAUGUUGGAGACAAAGAAGCAACGGCUGCAGUUGUGGAUUCAGAAGGAUGGCUUAAAACUGGAGACCUUUGCUACAUUGAUAAUGAAGGUUAUCUCUUUAUUGUGGAUCGACUUAAGGAAUUAAUCAAAUACAAGGGCUAUCAGGUUGCCCCGGCAGAACUGGAGCAUCUGCUUCAAUCACAUCCAGAUGUAAUUGAUGCAGCUGUUGUUCCGUACCCUGAUGAAGAAGCUGGUCAACUUCCUAUGGCCUUCGUGGUCAAACGCCCUGGAAGUGUUGCUCAUGAGUCACUAAUCAUGGAUUUCAUUAAGGAAAAGGUUGCUCCAUACAAGAGGAUAAGAAAGUUGAGGUUCAUUGAUGCAAUACCAAGGAAUGCACAGGGAAAGGUGUUGAGGAGGGAUUUGAUCAAACUUGCAUCAUCAUCACCUCCUACUUCGAAGUUAUAGUUGGCUCCUUUUUUUUCCACUCUUUUUGGUUCCUGAUGUUACAUUUUCUUGUACUUUAAAUAGUCUCCAUAUAAAAUUUUAAAGGUUCUAUUAAUGCUAUUGAAGAAGCUAAAUUAUGGCUUCAGUUGCAGAUACUAUUUGAGAAUUCCAAGGUCGGUUACUAA
Messenger RNA from Humulus lupulus (European hop), 1922 nucleotides. RefSeq names its product 4-coumarate--CoA ligase-like 9. The record is from RefSeq and is a predicted model, not a curated record. NCBI's taxonomy places the organism in Eukaryota, Viridiplantae, Streptophyta, Magnoliopsida, Rosales, Cannabaceae. The transcript has 6 exons. Bases 73 to 1758 code for a protein of 561 amino acids. Gene Ontology annotation, molecular function: CoA-ligase activity.